Messenger RNA from Psylliodes chrysocephalus, 4569 nucleotides. The record is from the annotation of a GenBank genome assembly. NCBI's taxonomy places the organism in Eukaryota, Metazoa, Arthropoda, Insecta, Coleoptera, Chrysomelidae.
AGAAUCUUGUGAAAACUUAAAUGUCAACAUAACUUCAACUGUCAUAGAACUUUUCGAACAAGUAAGAUUAAAUUGGUUGAAAGAUUUUAAUACAAAAGAGAACUUAUAUAAAAGUACUUCAAACUACAGACAAAGAUCGCCAUUUAUUCCAUUUGCUUUAAAAAAUCUAACUGGAGCGGUAUUACAAUUCACAACUUAUGUAUCCGAACUAAAUAAUUACAGUUCUACGAUUAUUGGUAAUGUAAAUGAAAAUUGGGUUAGUGUAAAUCCAGGAGAACUUGUACCUUUUUCUUUUACUGCUCGAGAUAAAAUGAGACAUCAAAAUUCUCAUAAAAUGCGCAUGCACCAACUAAAAGUUAAAGUUGAUGGUUGGAACUGUUUAGAACCAGUUACAGUUGACAGAGUCGGUGUUUAUUUUAGGGAUACAUGUGCUGAAUUUAAAACACGGACCUCUGAUUUACCACACACACGAAUUGUCUUCGAUGUAACCUUGGAAGGAUCCGCUAGAAAAUUAGUAGUUAUUCGUUCUGCUCUACUUCUUGUUAAUAACCUUCCUCAAGCAAUAGAUGUUAAAUUGGAAAGCAAACUUCCCAGUGACGAUGUGGUGUCCAAUAUAUUUUGGGUCGGUACUCAAUCAUUUACAGUUGACACAAACGCAACAUUGGCUAUUCCAUUAGAUCAUGCCCAUUCGCAAAUAAAUAUCAGGCCUGCAGCACAAUCUCCGCAACAAUACACCUACUCCGUUCCUAGUUUAACAUGGACACAAAUGCCGCAUGGUUAUGACAGAAUGUACCAAAUGAGCACUUGUCAUUCUCACAAAGGCCAAAGUUACAGGUUUUAUACAGAAAUUGUGAGACAAGGCGUUUUAAUACCCUGCAGAAGUCGAUUUGAACAACCUGCUCAUACAAUAUUUCUCUGUCCAGCAAUUGUUAUUGAAAAUUUACUACCAGCAGAUAUCCAUUACACUAUAUCUGGACAAAAAGGAUUUAUCAAAGCCAGUAACAGUACUACUAUCCAUAAUGUUGAUCCAGAUACCGUUGAUUUAAAAGUUGAAUUGGAUAAUUUCAAUACUUGCAAUAGCGUUAUUGUACCAGUGGGUUGUACCAACAUAUAUAACUGUCGUAUUAAAUUGGAAGAUAACCGCCAAAGAAAAUUAUAUCUUUUAGCUACAGUGUUAGUAAAUAAAGGAGCAAAAUUAAAAAUAUUGAUAUCAGCUUACUACUGGAUUAUCAAUAAAACAGGACUACCCUUGGUUUUUAGACAAUCUGGUACAUCAGUAGAAAGCGCAGGCCAAUUUGAUGAACACGAACAAGCUAGAAUGAUGAAUCCUAUGAUGUUCAGUUUCUCAGAUCAGGGUGCAAGUCCUACUAUCAAUGCCAGAGUUGGUAAUAGAGUUAUUUGGGAUGGAACACCCCAGUGGUGUGCUAAUUUUCACGUACAAAAAGGCACCCAGUAUCGAAAACUACACGUUACUCUUCGAGAUGCUCGCCCAGACAUAGUUUUCAUAAUUGGCUUAGAAGUAAGACCUGGGAGGGGAAAAUAUAGGUCAACAAAUAUCAUAACAAUAUCUCCAAGAUACCAACUUCAUAACAGAACUUCUUACAAACUACUUUUCUCCCAAUAUUGCUAUGCCAAAGAGGCUCGGGACCAGUUGCCGAAGUCUUCUUUAAAAGCCAUGGCAAAUUCUCAUAUGCCUUUUCACUGGCCGAAUUUAGAAAAAGAACAACUUUUGUGCUUGUCGAUAGAAGAUGUUCCAGAUUGUUGCUGGUCCGGUGGACUUAAAAUUGAUACCAAUAAUUCGAUGCACGUUAAUAUUAGAGAUUCCACAGGAGGCGUAUACUUUCUUCGUAUGGAAGUCGUCUUACAAGGAGCAACUUUUUACGUUGUAUUCACAGAUGCUGAUACUUUACCGCCACCAAUACGAGUAGAUAAUUUUUCUGAGGUAUCAAUAAUGUUUGGUCAAAGUUGUUACAUCGAUAUAAUGCAUAGCACGGCGAGAGCACAUUCUAGCGUGCCGUACGCUUGGGACGAACCGACCAAAGGUCAUUCUAUCAAAAUUAUUGGACCUGGAGGUGUUUGGAAUACUUAUAAUAUGUCGACUUUGGGAUCAGUUCCAGGAUUAACCUAUGAAAAUUUUAUUUACAUUGCAAUGACAGGAACAUUUAAAAAAUCGAGAGGCGUCCACGAUCCCAAUGAAAUGGAAAGCCAGGAACUGGUGUUAGACGUCAUAAAGCACAAUCGAGUAAUUCUUUCUCGAAAAAUGAUAAGUGAACGUUCACAAUUAUGGAGAAUAACUGCUGAAGGAUAUUUAGAACACGAAGGCAGUAACCCACCGUUGCAUCCAAACCAAACUAGAAAUCCCGAUAGUAUUUUAGUUCUGGAUAUUGAGAAUACUGCAGCACAGCCAAAUACUUAUUCUAAACUAAUGUUGAGACGAAUUGAUCCAAGAAGGCAGUCCACUCAAAAGUGGCGAUUCACAGAAGAAGGAAGGUUGUGUUGUGACCAUUAUAACAUGUGUGUCCAAUCUAUGGAUGGAUCUUAUGGUCUAAGAGCAGGUAAUCCAGUUGUCUUGGGAUUACCCCAACCAAUAAGUCACAAAUUUAUAAGUAAUGGUUUACCGAUUGAACAAGCCAUUGAUAGGCAACAUUUACGUCCAGGUUCAGGUCUCCUCUCUGUCAACAUUUACAUGGAUGGACCGACGCAAGUUAUAUGUGUAAAAGAUAUGAAAGAAAAUAAUUUAUAUGCUACAUCAGAUGACAAAGAAUGGAGAAGUAUAUUAUUAAAUCAGCGACCAAACUUAAAUUUAACAGAAAGAAAAGAAGAAGUGGGAGAGAGGAGAGAACUCCAAUUUGGUAUUAAUUUGCAUGGGAUUGGUUUUAGUUUAGUCAGUAGGAAAAUACCUGAAGAACUGUUGUAUAUUUAUUUUCAUGCUAUCGUUGGAGAAACUGUGAUAACGUCGCAAAACAAACAGUUUUGUUUUAGUAUUAAGGAUAUUCAAAUAGAUAACCAGCUUGUAGAUACAUCGGUACCUGUUGUUGCAUACAUCACUCAUCCAGGAUUCAAAACUACUGAUCAGGAAUAUGAUUACUUACCGGCCUUAGAUUUUAGUGCCGAAAUUCAACCAAAGACAAAUAUAAAUGCCAUAAUAUUCAAGCAUUUGAUAGUGAGACUAAAGAAAAUAACUCUUAUUAUUGAAGAAGUGCUGUUAUUAAAACUUUUGGAGUUUUUUGGGUUUCACUCUCAAACUGAAGAAUUGGUUAACAAAGAUAAUGAUUGUAAUGAAACACAAGGGUUAUUAACAGAAACAUACACUGCACAUUCUAAAAGGUACUAUUUUGGUAUAAUUAAACUGAUCCCGGAUCAAAUAAGAUUAAGCGUUACAACGUCAAGCAAACUUCCGAGACAAUUAAAAGGUAUUAAAAGAAAAUUAGGAUUAACCCUGAUAAAAUUUGAAGAUGCAGCAGUGGAUCUUGAAGCAUUUGAAAGAAAACACCCCUUUGAGACCAGCGAAUUUCUAAUAAAAAUUAUCAUUAAACAUUUUAAAGAUGAACUAAUGUGGCAAGCCGGAAUUAUCCUAGGUUCAGUCGAUUUUAUAGGCAAUCCAUUAGGUUUGGUAAAUGACGUUUCUGAAGGUAUAUCCGGUUUCAUUUAUGAAGGAAAUGUGGGUUCUCUUGUCAAAAAUGUGACUCACGGCAUGUCAAACUCGGCAGCUAAAAUUACCGAAUCGCUCUCAGAUGGUCUUGGAAAAGUAUCUAUGGAUGAUUACCAUGAAGAAAUAAGGCAAAAAAUUCGAAGAGUUCACGGAGGAAAAAGUUCUGACCAUAUAUUGGCAGGUUUUAAGGGACUGGGUUUUGGAAUUUUGGGGGGUGCCACAGGAAUAUUCAAACAAGUUUAUGAAGGUGCUUCAAACGAUGGUUUACCAGGUGUGUUUUCUGGAUUGGGCAAAGGUUUGGUAGGUGCAGUGACCAAACCCGUUGUAGGAGUUCUUGAUUUUGCUUCUGAAACGGCAAGAGCCGUUCGAGAUUCCAGUCGGAGUAAGCAAAUGCCAGAAAGAAAGCGACUACCUAGAUGUGUACAUGGACCAGGUGGCCUUUUGCCAAAGUUUAAUUCUAAACAAAGUCAAGGUCAACAAUAUUUGUAUAGAGUAAACAAUAAAAAUUAUUCAGAACAACUUAUCGCUUUUGAAAUUUUGGGUAGUGCUUCUGAAGAUUUACUUUGUAUAAUAUCCAAUGAAAUGAUACGAAUAGUAACAUGUACAAAAAGUUCAGAAUUAACAUCUGUGGUAGAAUGUUCUUUGAGUGAUUUAGAAGUAUGCAAUGUGAUUAAAGAAAAAGAACAUGGCGAAAUACGAUAUUACAUAGAAAUUGUAAUGCGAUAUACUGGGACAAGCGCGGCUCUUGUAAACCCAGACCCGGUGAAAAAACCUAGAGUUAGAUGCCGUACGACAGAUUUGGCAGAUACUAUUUCUAGGCAAAUUAAUUAUGCUAAAAAAAUGUACAAUGAUUAUUUAUAUACAUUAUUAACCGAAAAUUCGUCAAUGCUUGAUGAAUAAAGGUUCUGUUUUUAUAA